Molecule: messenger RNA, 1211 nt
Organism: Strongylocentrotus purpuratus (purple sea urchin)
Lineage: Eukaryota; Metazoa; Echinodermata; Echinoidea; Camarodonta; Strongylocentrotidae
Gene: cyb5r4
Product: cytochrome b5 reductase 4-like
Exons: 7
Coding region: 16-954 (312 amino acids)
Cellular component (GO): mitochondrion
Molecular function (GO): FAD binding; oxidoreductase activity
Source: RefSeq, a predicted model, not a curated record
UACAAUAACAAUACUAUGCCUAAUCUUUUCAUUUACGGACUGACUCACUCUACAGUAACACAGCGCAAGGGUAAUAUGCCAAUGAGAUGCGACCUUUGGCUGAAGAAGAAGAACCCAAACAUCAAAUGGACAACGUUAGGGCUCCCUCUAGAUGACCACAAGAAGACAGCUCCUGCCACCGAUUAUGAGCCUGCCUUCAGAUCCUGUACACUGAGUAAACGGACAGCCGUCACGCACGACACGUAUCUGAUGACCUUUGACCUUCCAGAGGGCACACAGUUCAAAGUUCCAGUCGGAAAUCAUGUCUAUCUCAAAGCAAACAUCAACGGGGAAGAAGUGAGCAGACCAUAUACACCAGUCUUCCCAAGUCUACUCAAGGACGACGGGGACGAGGAGACGGAUGGACCCAAUUCCAGGAACAGCGUUCACCUAAUGCUCAAAGUAUAUCCACAGGGGCAGUUCACCCAACACUUAGCAACUCUCAAAGAAGGUGACAAUAUAGAGAUGAGCAACCACAGUGGUACCUUCGAUCACGAGUGUACAUACAAGCAGCUGACAGUGGUCUAUUUUAUCGCGGCAGGCACGGGCUUCACGCCCAUGGUUAAACUUAUACAGAUGGGCCUGGCUGAAGAUUCCAAAUGCAAAUUAAAACUCCUCUUCUUCAACAAGACUCAGAAGGAUAUUGUAUGGAGGGAACAUUUGGAUGAGUGUGCAGAGCAAAGCAAAGGAAGGUUUGAAGUCACUCACAUCCUGUCUGCUGAAGGUGCGCCGUCUUGGACGGGUCUCACGGGUCGCAUCAGUAAAGACCUGCUGGGCAAGAUGAUACCCAAGCAUGGACCCAAAGAAACUCCCGUCUUUGCCAUUUGUGGACCUACACCAUUCAUGAACACGGCUUACCAACUACUUCUUGAUGCUGGUAAUAAUGAGAAAUGCAUCUGCAUGUUCGCUGGGUGAUCACAAGAAGAGACGUUGGACAAAGAAAAUAGACUUUUGAUGAAAACAUUUUACGAUAGACUGGAUUAGUUUUUAAAGUACAUCUCAGUGCUGCCUAUCCAACCAUAAAUACUUCAGACCUGUUAUGACUUGUUACGACCGCCCUAGCCUUACGACACAUCAACCUACAUGUAGCGAUAGUAUCGUCCUUGUUUUCACGAAGUGACGGUAGUGAGGAAAAUCGUAACGCAAAGUGAAUGCAAUUUUUUUUCACUACC